Molecule: messenger RNA, 1629 nt
Organism: Hyalella azteca
Lineage: Eukaryota; Metazoa; Arthropoda; Malacostraca; Amphipoda; Hyalellidae
Product: lysine histidine transporter 2
Exons: 8
Coding region: 161-1603 (480 amino acids)
Source: RefSeq, a predicted model, not a curated record
GACAAAUUAGUAAACAUUAUUUAAUAAAAACCGUUCAAUUAAUUAAAGUGGAUAAUAUAUUUACGGAGUUCAAAUUAUAGUAAUGUAAUGAUCGAAAUAAACUAGCUAUUUAAAUAAAAAAUUAAUUACGGCUGUAGUGCAUUCAGUGAAUCUUGGAAACAUGGAAUCGAACGACGAGCAGAAACAGUCAUUUUUGUCCGCCAAGGCUCUUGUUCAAAGCCCUGUGGCAGGUACGCCUGGAGAUGCAAAGAAGGAAGUCGAAGUUGAUGGUCUGAAAAUUACCGAUGAACCUGGACCUGCGGGGCAUGGGGGGCGUGUCAGGGGUCUUGGUUACCUCAAAACUUCUUAUUUCAUCAUCGCGCAGAUGACAGGCGUCGGGUUCUUGGCUCUGCCAAAAGCUCUUGCUAACUCAGGCUGGGGCGGCGUAACGAUGAUCUUGCUCUUCUGCUUGCUGGUUGGGUUCGCCGCGACACGUCUGGGCAAGGCGUGGGUCAUACUGGAGGAGCGCUGGCCUGAGCUGCGACGGCCUGUGCGGCAGCCUUACAUGGACAUCGCAGAGAAGGCUUUUGGGCUUAUAGGGAGAAAAUUCUGUUUUGGGUGUGUGAUUGCCACGCUUAUGGGCUACGGCAUCGCCUUCACUCUCCUCAUCGCAGGAAUGAUGAACAGCCUGGUGACUAGCGUGAGCAUCUGCACCUGGAUCAUUAUUAUCUCGGUCACCGUCUGCCCUGCUACUUUCCUGGAAUCUCCUAAAGACUUUUGGCAGGCAUCAAUUCUUGCAGUCGUCUCUACAUCACUGGCGAUCGUAAUUAUUAUCGUACAGCUGAUCUGUGACCAGCCCCUUCACCCCGACCCGAGCUACGGCGCACCAACCUUCAUAAGUUUUUCUUUGGGAUUCAGCGCAAUUUUAUUCGCGUUUGGAGGGGCAUCGGCUUUCCCAACGCUUCAAAACGACAUGGAGGACAGAAGAGACUGGUGGAAAAGCGUCAUAGUGGCAUUUUCAGUAAUUUUGGUGCUGUACCUGCCGAUCGGUGUGACUGGAUACGCUAUUCUCGGAGACCAGGUUCCCGACAACAUUAUUCUGGGGGUAACUGAAGGAAUACCGGUAAUUUUUGCCAUAGUAUUUGUGAUAGUGAACCUGCUCUGCACCUACGUCAUCUGUAUGAAUCCCAUCGACCAGGCGUUCGAAGAAAUCUUAAAAGUUCCCAACAGUUUUAAUUGGAAGCGGGUCGUGGUGCGUACUUGUGUCGUUUGCUUUGUGACUUUCGUCUGCUUAGCAGUUCCGGACUUUGGUAAAAUACUCAAUCUUUUCGGAGGAUCAACAAUCACUUCCUUGAGCUUCCUCUUCCCUCCGCUCAUGUAUUUACGGCUGGUGGACCAGAAAGGGGAGGGAAAAUGGGAAGAAAAAAAAAUUCCGAUCUACGAGAGAAUUCUGCUGUACUUCAUCGUGCUGGUCGGCUUGGUGGGCGGUAUCACUUCUACGGUUUUCGCUCUGAUGGACAUACUGGACCCGAAAUCUUUAGGGAAAUCUUGCUUUGUUAGUUUCAGUUUAGGGAUUCCUGUGGAUGAGGCACAAAACGUCACCAUGUUUUACGACUCAACUUAAGAUUAAAGUAAAUCUGCAGAAAAAUA